AUGAGGAUUCUCAGUUGGAAUUGCAGGGGUUUGGGCAAAUCCUUUGAAAUUCGACAAUGUCAGAAAAUUGCCCACGAGUCUCGGCCUGAUAUUUUGUUUUUAAUGGAGACUCAACUUGUGAAGGACAGAGGCAAGUUGAUAUGGGAAAAAUGUGGCUUUUCUGAGGGUUGGGAAUUUCCUAGGACUGGCUUAAGUGGUGGGUUGCUGCUUACUUGGAUGCCAAAACAAUGCCUCAUCAUCAAAUACGAGUCAAAGCACCUUGUUCACACUGAUCUUGUUGACAACAGAGGUAACCCUCUCUCUAUUACUUUUGUUUAUGGCAACCCUAUUCAAUCUCAUCGAAUUGAAGUAUGGAACAAACUUAGAAGUUUUAAAUCUAUCUCCCACCCAAAUUGGUUAUGCAUUGGUGACUUCAAUCAGAUUCUUACUCUGGAGGAUAAAUUUUCUUUCCACUUGAACUCAAUCUCAGGGGCUGAAUCCUUCCAACAAGUGAUUGAUGACUUAGCCUUGUGUGAGUUGGUAUCUUCCGGUCAGAAGUAUACCUGGAUGAAUAGGAGAGAGGAGGAGGAUUUUGUAAUGGAAAAACUUGAUAGAGCCUUUGCUAGUAUAGAGUGGGUGAAUUUUUAUCCCAAAUAUGUUCUUAGGAACCUCCCAAUUGUUAGGUCUGAUCAUGGCCCCAUUUUGUUGGACUGUGAGUCCUUUCCUCCCUUUCGGCGUAGACCUAUUAGAUUUGAAAAAAUGUGGCUUUCACAUCCUUCCUGCAAGAGUGUUGUGCAAAAAGCCUCGCAUAAUCGAGUUAAGGGUUCAAGAGCUUUUCAAUUACGGCACAAGCUCAUCAAUGUUAGGGAUGAAUUCCAAGAUGUUAAGAGGGAGGCUGAGUUGAGGGAAGAGUUGGAAGUUUUGAUGCAAAGGGAGGAGAUUAUGUGGGCUCAGAAAGCUAGGAGUGAUUGGGUUCUUUUUGGGGACAUAAAUACUAGGUUUUUCCAGACUGUUGUAAGGCAAAGGCGAGUUCGGAAUAGAAUCAUGCAGCUAAAAAGGGGAGAUGGUAGCUUUACUGAUGACCUAGGGGAAAUUGAGGACAUUCUUGCUCAGCACUUUAGGAAUGCCUUUGAGGACAAUGUUCCUUUAUCUUAUGACCAGAUCCUUGCUGAAGUAGGAACUCUACCCUUACCUCAAUUGUCUGCUCAUCAACUCUCUUCUCUUGAUCGGCCGGUCACUACUAAGGAAAUUGAGGAUACUGUUUUCCAGCUGGGAUCUCAUAAAGCCCCUGGUCCAGAUGGUAUUCCUGCUUUUUUCUAUCAUGAGUACUGGAGUAUUGUCAAGUUUGAUGUUUUUAACACUGUCCUUGCUUUCUUCCAUUCAGGUUCUCUGCUUAAGUCUCUCAAUUCUACUUAUAUCACUCUCAUUCCCAAAGUUGCUUGUCCUGAUAUUGUGAAUCACUUUAGACCUAUUAGUUUGUGUAAUGUGAUUUACAAGAUUAUCUCUAAGCUUCCGGUUAAUCGUCUUAAGCCUUUUAUGGACUCUCUUAUUACCCCCUUUCAGAAUGCUUUUAUUAAGGGAAGGAAUAUUUUUGAUAACAUUCUCCUUGCUCAUGCAAUCUUUGAUUUUCUUACAAAAAGAAAGAGGAGGAAAAAGUCUUAUGGAGCUUUGAAGAUUGAUAUGACAAAGGCUUAUGAUAGAUGGUACUGCUCUAUUUCUGGUCAGAGCAUAAAUGUUGCCAAGUCUGAUUUGUUUUGCUCUUCAAAUAUGCCAAGAGUUGAGCAAGAGAACCUAGCUUCGACCUUAAAGGUCAACCUGGUGUUGGAACCUAGCAAGUAUUUAGGUUUAAAUUUCAAACUUAAGGGCAAGAGAGUUGUUGACUUUCAUUACUCGGUGGAUAAACUCAACUCUAAACUUCAAGGAUGGAAAGCUAAACUCCUUUCACAACCUGGUAGAACCACCUUGAUCCAUUCAACUCUCCAAUCCUUGCCCUUAUAUACCUUUUCUUGCUUUAGGGUGCCUGAGAGUAUUUGUAACAAACUUGAUGCCAUAACAAGAUCCUUCUGGUGGGGGCAUGAUCAAGGGGUUAGGAAAUUGCAUCUGCUUAACUGGAAUAGAGUGUGUCAACCUAGAAAUAGGGGAGGGCUUGGCCUUAAAAAGUUUAGUUUGAUAAACCAGGCCAUGCUUGCUAAGCAAUUCUGGAGAAUUCACCAUAAUCCUCAAUCUCUUUUAGCAAGAACUUUUAAAGCCAAAUACUUCCCUAGAAGCUCUAUACAUGAAUGUCAACCCAAGCCGCAUCAAUCUUGGUUUUGGAGAAAUAUUGUGAAACAGGAUAACAGGAAAAUGAAAGAGGGGAAGUGGUGGGUGGGUAAUGGUACUAAUAUUCCAUUAAACCAUCCUGCUUGGUUCCAAACUCCUAAUUUGCAUAACCCAAACCUUAUCACAGGUACUGUGGCUGACUUAAUUGACCAAGCCACUCACUCUUGGAAACCUGAUCUUGUUAGAUCCCUGUACCCCCCCUCUAUAAGUUCUGAAAUUCUAAGCAUCCCAAUCUCUAAGACCGAUUCUGUGACAGAUUCUCUUAUGUGGAAGUUUUCAAAUUCAGGGGAUUUUAAAGUUAAAAAGGCUUAUGAGAUUCUUUUGGAAGAUGCUAAUAUGUCAGCCAAUGCAAGCCUUAGACCCCUUGUUAUCCCUGAUGCUGUGUGGAACACUUUAUGGAAGGUUAGACUUCCCUUGAAAAUUUGCAACUUGGUCUGGAAGAUAAUCCAUGAUAGAUUGCCAACAUUUCAGACUUUAAAGGGGAGGGGAAUUCCAAUUGCUGCCCUCUGCCCCUUUUGUGACUGUGAUGAGGAGUCUACUAGCCAUCUUUUCCUUCAUUGCCAUUUUGCUAGAGCUUGUUGGUAUGGUUCAGCUCUAGUCCUGCAUACUUCCUCCCUUGGUCCUAUAACUGUUCAGCAGUGGAUCAUUAAUUCCAUUAGUAGACAUCAGAGAUUGGAUGAGAGUGACUUGGAAUCUUUGCAGCGGACUUUCAUUACUCUUUGGGCUAUCUGGAAUCAUAGAAACCGGAUGAUUCAUGAGGGAGUUACUCCUGAUCCAAUGAAUGUCAUUUUAACCACUCAAAAUCUGUUUUGCAGGUACCAUGAGAUCUAUCAAAAGCAUUACUGUACUGAGCAUAGGAUAUCUAGGCAGAAAAUUAUGGAGCAAGGGUUUCAAGGGCAAUGGAGCAUCAUCCUCAAGGUUUCUGGCGUCAAGCAUAGAAGAAAGAAAAGAGCUGCAUUUGCUUAUGAGGCUAGGAACGGGCAGGGUACAGUGGUGUUCUACGGAUGCAGCAGUAGUGCCGCUAACUCAGUCCCAGUUGCUUUGCUUGAAGGUCUUAGAGAAGCAGCUGUAACAGCUUUUAGGCUUCAAUACAACCAGAUUUUGGUUUUGAGCAAUUGUAAUUUUUUGGUUCAGUUGUUUAACACAGGCCAAGUUCCGGAUUGGGAAGGAAAAACCUUGUUUGCUGAUCUGCAGUCCUUAAAGCAAAGGGGUAUUUGUCUUUCCUUCCGUUGGAUCCCUGCUUUUGUGCUUGUUAAUGUAUAUAAUAUGGCUGUUAUGGCCUCCAGUGCUCCCAUGCGCUUUCAAUGGCCGCAGCACCUAACGUUGUAG
Quercus lobata is the source of this 3627-nucleotide messenger RNA. RefSeq lists its product as uncharacterized. The record is from RefSeq and is a predicted model, not a curated record. Gene Ontology annotation, molecular function: catalytic activity. Lineage: Eukaryota; Viridiplantae; Streptophyta; Magnoliopsida; Fagales; Fagaceae. The transcript is spliced from 3 exons. Bases 1 to 3627 code for a protein of 1208 amino acids.